Messenger RNA from Drosophila ficusphila, 1525 nucleotides. RefSeq names its product cyclin-dependent kinase inhibitor 1 (gene dap). The coding region runs from base 623 to 1333 and encodes 236 amino acids. The record is from RefSeq and is a predicted model, not a curated record. Gene Ontology annotation, biological process: regulation of cell cycle. Lineage: Eukaryota; Metazoa; Arthropoda; Insecta; Diptera; Drosophilidae. Gene Ontology annotation, molecular function: cyclin-dependent protein serine/threonine kinase inhibitor activity. Gene Ontology annotation, cellular component: nucleus. The transcript is spliced from 3 exons.
AUUUAUCAUUUAUUCGUUUCUCUGAGUUCGCCGAAAGAGGUUCGCCCCGAUCGGAAGCGCUAUAUCUUAAACCCCAGGGCGCAGUGCACUGAACACAACACCCGAAAAAGUCAACAAACCUCGCUGCUACAACGCUUGCAAGUUGUAUAAACACACAAGACACCAGAAGUGCUGCCACAGGGCAACAACCAGUUAAAAAAUCAAAAGACACACAAACGUUCCGUUUUGUGAAUAGAAUUGCAGUGUACUGUGCCAAACCGUCAACCGAAAACCGUGACCAAGUGCUGUUAAACUAAGAACUUUGUUUAUAAUCAUUUUAUAAACAACUGCAGUGUGAAAUUUCAAUUUUGAAGGCAAAACGCAAAAAGGCUGCUCCACAGCGCACUCACACACGCACACUCGAUCUCCCACACUCACGAAAGUGUGGAGACCGUGAUUUGUAUUUGUGUGGAGACUGCUCUCUCUCGUUCUCUUUUGGGGCUGCCCGAAAACAAAGUUUUGGCGCCAAAAGUUUGACAGUUCGCUUUGGCGUGAGUUUCGCAAACAAGUGGCGAGGAAACUGCGUCCCAAAACAGAGCAGAAAAAGUCGAGUGAAUCGGAUCGCAGUCUAAGAUUAGUCAACAUGGUCAGUGCUCGAGUCCUGAAUCCUGCUAUGCUAAGCGAGUUCUGCAAGAUUACCAGCAGUCCCGCGCUCAGUCGCAAUUUGCCCUGCGGUCGCCAGCUCAACCGCAUCAAGCGUGACCUGUUCGGCAGCUCCAAGUCCACCGAGGGUACAGCCAACAAAACACCCUUUAAUGCCGAACUGGAGCGCCACCAGGAGCUGGCCACCCAAAAGUGGGGCUUUGACUUCCGCGCCGGCUGCCCGUUGGCCGAGAAGUCGCCCUUCAUCUGGGAACGCGUCAGCUUCCAGGAGUCCAGCUUCGCCCCGGAGAUGUACACCCUCACCCGAGCUGCCCAUGUUCGUCCCUCCGCCGACUGCAGCCCCAGCGACAUGGAUGUUCUGGUGAACGAGCGCUCCGAGCGAGAGAACUUCGGCUCCAACCUGGCCAACUCCUCGCUGGAGUCCACGACGGACAACGACUCCUGCUACGAUUCACAGGACGAGUCACUGACGACGCGGUUCAGCUCCUCCAGCCUGGCCAGCACCUCCUCGAUAGUCCUGCGCAAGCGACAGCCCAAAAUCACAGAGUUCAUGAAGGAGCGCAAGCGCCUGGCUCAGGCUCCCAAGAAACUGUCCCCCGCAAAGCGUCUGCGCACCAGCUCCCCCAGUUCAUCCGCCAGUUCGAGCUCCAGCGGGGAAUCGGGUUGGGGACGCACUUCGGGGCGAUGCUGAAGCGUCCGCGCCACAACUAACGCUCGGAUUCGCUGGCCAACCCCACCGAAUUGCAAUUUGUAAUUUUAAACGAUUUUUUAUAAGCCACUGCGAUUGUGUAGUAUUCCUAAUUUUUAUUACGAACCUUUUUAUGCAGUGCAAGGGCGACAGUUGCGAAUAUUAAUCGUUAGUCUUCAACUACUCGUAACCAGU